AUGUAUACCAAGAUUGUUCCUAAGGAUGAAGUUGACCCGAUCACCACCGCACGAGUUACCAGUAAACAUCAAAGGAAUCUCAGUUUCUGUUCCUUGCAACAUCUUUCUCCUGAAGAGGCUGUUGAGGAAAACUUCAUAUUAAACUCCAUUGCUUGGCCUGAAACUCCGCCUCUGCUGCCUCCUCGUUCAAUAAAUGACACCAGCGAUCCGGCCCACAGCAGCUUCAUCAUUCUCCCAAACGAGGGAGGAGGACAGUGGAUCAUUGGGGAUCGGCUGGAGGUCAGGAUCACAAUGUUCGACCACCACGGUCAUUCCAAGAAAUAUGGAGGAGAUGUCUUAACUGCUCGACUGCACAGCCCUGCUCUUGAUGCAGGUGUUGCAGGUCAAGUGUUGGACCAUCUCAACGGCACCUACUCUGUUGUUUUCCCUUUACUCUGGGAAGGAUCUGCACAGGUGGAGGUGACUCUGGUUCACCCCAGUGAGGCAGUCGCCGUGCUCCACAGGCUGAUCUAUGACCAGCCCGAUCGGAUUGCUUACAACGCCCUGUUCAGGUCGGGUUCAGUCAAUGAAACCACCAUCUGCGGCAUCUGCAUGCGUCCGACCCAGCAUCCCCUCUGUGACUACACUGACGUCCGUACAGGAGAACCGUGGUUCUGCUACAAGCCAAAGACGCUGAGCUGUGAUCACAGGAUCACUCACACAGCAGGACCAGUCAGAGAGGCAACCCUUCUAAAAAGCAAUCUUUUUCAAAGAGGCGUGAACCUGAAAGUCUUCAUUGGAGCAUCAGGACCUGCUCAAGUCACUGUGUUGUCAAAAAAGGAAGAUCAGCCAGAGGCAGGAAGCAGAAGUGUGUCUGGAGCAGCAGGUUAUUACUACAAAGGUGUUUGGCAAUCACUGCGUGACACUCCAGUUCACCAGUUCAACACAACAUCAGCCAUCACUGAGUGUCUGAGACACAAGGAGAUCCACAUGUAUGGAGACUCCACGGUCAGGCAGUGGUUUGAGUACCUCCUCAAAGUACAACCAGAUCUCCACCAGUUUGACCUGCACAACCCGGCACAGUCCGGCCCAUUGUUGGCUCUGGACUAUAAGAAUAACAUCAAGGUGACUUUCCGCUGCCAUGGUCCUCCAAUCCGUUUCACUGUCUCAAGCAGUGAGAUGCGUUACAUUGCCAACGAACUGGACGGAGUCGCUGGAGGAGCCAACACUGUCAUCAUUUUUGGCAUCUGGGCACAUUAUGGCACUUUCCCCAUUGAGAUCUACAUCCGGCGGCUGAUGACCAUUCGGAAAGCAGUGUUGCGCCUGUUGGCCAGGGCUCCAGACACUUUGGUCAUCAUCAGAACUCCAAACCCCAAAAGUUCACAUGGAUUUGAGGAGUUUUCUGCCAGUGAUUGGUACUCCAUCCAACAAGACAGGGUUCUUCGUACCAUAUUCAAAGGAAUAAACGUUCAUCUGGUGGAUGCCUGGGAAAUGACUCUGGCCCACUGGCUGCCUCACAACACCCACCCUGAACCUCCCAUUAUCAAGAAUAUGAUGAAUGUUAAAUUGUCCUACAUAUGCUCUGGAAAUAGCAAUUAG
Molecule: messenger RNA, 1578 nt
Organism: Salarias fasciatus (jewelled blenny)
Lineage: Eukaryota; Metazoa; Chordata; Actinopteri; Blenniiformes; Blenniidae
Product: NXPE family member 3-like
Exons: 6
Coding region: 1-1578 (525 amino acids)
Source: RefSeq, a predicted model, not a curated record